Trypanosoma brucei brucei TREU927 is the source of this 1338-nucleotide messenger RNA. Its product is annotated as ubiquitin carboxyl-terminal hydrolase, putative. Gene Ontology annotation, molecular function: cysteine-type deubiquitinase activity. Gene Ontology annotation, biological process: protein deubiquitination. Lineage: Eukaryota; Euglenozoa; Kinetoplastea; Trypanosomatida; Trypanosomatidae. The coding region runs from base 1 to 1338 and encodes 445 amino acids. The record is from RefSeq and is a predicted model, not a curated record. The transcript has a single exon.
AUGCGUGCGGAGAUUCCCGGUGUUGUCCCUGCGGUGGUGUCACAGGUGUCGGAACAUCAACUGCCGCAUUUAUACCCCCGGCACACUGCCGUAACCGAUAGUACUGCACUCCCACGUGAGAAAAGUACAUUGCAGCGGACUGACACAACUGACUCUCAGUUGUUUUCGUUGGCGGAUCUUCAGCUGGCGCGUGGAAACACCCGGCGGCCGUCCCGUAGUCGACCGACUAGUCCGAUUAGGAAAGAUAGAAUCCCACGCCCGCCUUCAGUCGAAUUUGAUGUUCAUCUAGAGGUGCCUAGGCCGCACAUCCGUGUUUCGGCGUUGCCAAAACAUGUCAUGUGGCCACUGCCAAUUCCGCUUCCAAAUUUAGGUAACACAUGUUAUAUGAAUUCGGUGGUGCAGUGUCUUCGACAGAGCCCGUCGUUGGCUCUCGCCUUAGAGCAGUGCCAGUUGAAUGCUGAAUCACAUCCGGCAGCGGCGGCGAUGCUGAACUUCUUUAGGAUGUCGGAAGGGGACCCAAAGGAAUUUCUCGUUACCUUCAAAUCCGAAGCAGCGAAGUACAAUGAUGAAUUUAAGGAUUUCACUCAAGCGGAUGCGCAUGAGUUUCUUAGAACCUUCCUUUCGGUAGUGCACAAUGAAAUCAAUACCGCACCUCGCGCUAAGUUGCACAUUGAUGAUAUGGGUUAUGUUGGCAAGGAGGAUGAGGAGACAGCGUUCGGGAUGUGGCGUGAUCAGUUCGCAUGUUUCGACAAAUCUCCCAUUUACGAUCUCUUUGGGGGAACCACGCUUGGGACUUGUUUCUGUAACAGCUGCGAAAAUUCUUCAAGGACCUUUGAAGCGUUUUUGGAUCUUUCAUUACCUAUAGGACACGAAAUGCCAUUUGGUGCCAAUCUUGAGGCCAUUCUUCAGGCUAACUUUGUGGAAGGUAAAGCGGAGAAAAUGGAUGGAAGUAAUCGUAUUUACUGCUCACGAUGCAAACGCCUUCGCUCGGGAAGCCGAUGUGUUGUCGUGAGGCAAUGGCCAAAGUUAUUAGUCUUGCAUUUGAAACGAUUUGACGAGUAUGGGAAGAAGAAUCUUGUAAAUGUCAUAUACCCCGAAACCUUCAUGACAGGUGGGGAGAAAUCAUUGCGAUAUAGUUUGUAUGGCGUAUUGAUGCAUAGCGGUACGGAGAUGUCUGGACAUUACACAAGUUAUGUGCGUGUGGCGUUUGGCGAGUGGUACCUUUGUAAUGAUGGAGCAAUUACACCUUCGCGGUCUGUCGAUGUAAUGCAAGAACUUGAGAAGGCGUAUAUUCUCUUUUAUGCAGAGGUACCUCAGGUUGAACCAACUUUUUUUUGA